GGUCAACGAAAAGGCAAACGGCAUUACCGCUUGGGCAGUGCUUCGAGAACAGCGUAAAGUGAACGCGAACUCUUCAAAAUAUUCUUUGCGAAUUCGUAAACCUUCCUUAUCAUCUUGUAGUAUUUAGUACUAAGAAAACUUAAAAAUCAAGACUUGGGAGUGAAUUUAGUGAGAAAAUGAAGACCUAUGCAUUUAUUUUAUUGUUUUUCUUGUAUUACGUCGAAUGUCGUAAAGCUGUGCCGAUCAACAAAAAUGCUAAUAUUGAUUUUAUUAAUAUGGAGGCAGCAGUGAGACCCGAUAAUGUUCGGCCAACUCCAGUUCCAGUUCCAAUAGCAGGACCAUCAAAGCCAGUUGCACCGGUUUCUAAACCUCAACCGAUUCCUCAACCAGUUCCUCAACCCAAAAGUCCAUCAGCAACCACAGCAAAACCUAUUGUGCAACCUAAACCCCUACCGACUCAAAAUCCCACUUUGAUAACCCCCAAACCAGUCAAUCCUGUUCCAGUCGCUCAACCGAUCUCCACUCCAGGACCUGGAAAUGUCAAACAACUUAUUACUUUUUAUGAUAGUCAGGGAAAAGCAAGCCCCAUUCGCCCUUAUUCAUAUAGCCAAGCUGUUAAACAGGGUUAAAAGGUUUCUAAAAUAAAAAUAAAAAAAUAAUAAAAUAAAUCCCAA
Melitaea cinxia (Glanville fritillary) is the source of this 674-nucleotide messenger RNA. Its product is annotated as alpha carbonic anhydrase 8-like. Bases 177 to 629 code for a protein of 150 amino acids. The transcript has 2 exons. The record is from RefSeq and is a predicted model, not a curated record. Lineage: Eukaryota; Metazoa; Arthropoda; Insecta; Lepidoptera; Nymphalidae.